AUGCCUGCGACGGAGGAAGAAGUUGCCUGGUUCCGCUCUACAUUCCAUCCCAUCCCGAAGCCAGCCUUGCCCGACGACUGCAUCGAGUACUCCUUGUACAUAACCUCACCUUCAUUCGAUCCAAGCCACGACUCUGAACUGCGCCUGCGAUUGCGGGAGGUACAGAAGUAUGCGACGGACCUUCAUCGGCAAUAUCUGAAAGAUUAUAUCUGGCAGCGCCAAGGUUUCUCCCUAGAGCUAAACAAAGAGGAUGGAGUGAGUUUUUUGCGCGGACAAACUGAAUAUGGCGACUCUGUGGAAGACGAAUGGGUCAUUGUUUGGCUUCUAAGGGAGCUGACGAAAAAUUUCAACGAGCUAUGGGUCAAAGUCACAGAUAGCGAUGGCGAGUUCCUCCUCAUCGAAGCCUCUGGCACUUUGCCAUCUUGGCUCGAGCCAGAUGUUGCCGAGAACCGUGUCUGGAUCCACAAUGGACAGUUGAAGAUCAUCAAGCCGGCGAGCGCUUCGAGAAGUUCAAAGCGAACCGAAGAGAAAUUGUCGCUUUCACAAGCCAGAGAAAUCAUCUUGAACGAGCCAAAGAGGCUGAUGCACUCGACAAGCAUGGAGGAAGAAGCGUUCUUUCGGCUGCGCAAUUACCCGGCUCAAAUUUCAGAAAAUAUGCACCAUGUGUUGAUAACGAUACCUCGGAAACUGGCAUAUUUGCUUCACCAGAAGCCGGCCUACAUCGCGCCUGCAGUGGAAGCAUUCUAUCUUAGAGAUCCUAUCGCGCUUAAACCACUACAAAACAAAGAGAACAAGGCUCAAUUGACUUUCGUCCCCGAAGAUUUCGUGACAAUGAGCGUCAAAGUCCCUCGCGUGGCAUAUGCACAAGUAAAGUCACAGGAAUUUCCGCCGCCUGCUGUUUUUGCAGACGCGAUGCCAUCAGAAGUGGAUUCAGCCGCCCGUGUUCGUGCCGAAACUGGGAUGAAACUCACUUGCGGAUUUGAGAUGCUUGUUUCGGAUUCUCAAUAUCAGGAUCGACCAGCGGUGCGAGAAAUCAAGAUGCUCCUGGACGAUCUAGAUUCUGGGGACGAGGUACUACCAUCAGAUACUGAGAUAGCUACAUGGAGUCAACGAGAGGAUGAUGAGAAGUGGCUCGACAUCAGUUUUGACGAUCUCGAAAAUGAGCUCAGCGGGCGCAAAGGUCAAACCGGGGGCAAAGGCAAGAAGACAGGCUUCGGCGACAAGGCAGCACAGGAGAAUUUGCAAAGGAUAGUGAAACAAUUCGAGGAGUUUUUGAAUGACGAUAAGGCCGGUCUAGACGGCGCGGGAUUGUUCGGUGGGGACAGUGACGAUGAUUCCGAUGACGACGUGCUUGACGACGGUGGUGAAUUUGAGGACGACGAAGGCGAAGACAAAGAGGCCAGUUUUGGUGAAGACGAGUUUAGCAAGAUGAUGCAGGAGAUGAUGGGCAUGCCACCAGAGGUGAUGAAGGAGAUCAUGUCCGGGGAACUUGGCCCGGGCACCCAGGACCCGGCCUACCGAGCUACACUAAGACGACCUGCAACAGGGACAGGCCCAGUUCGAGACUUGGACGUGCCGGAUGACGAUGAGCCGGAAAGUGGCGAAGACCUGCUGACCUUCAUGAAACAGAUGGAGGCAGAACUCCGGGGUCAUGGCGCCCUGGACCUCGGAUCGUCCUCAUCCGGCAACAAGCAAAGAGCGAUCAAAGGUUCUACAGCAAACGCCGGGAAGCAGCAUGCUGGCGAAGACGAAGUUUACGAGUUGUCCUCGGACGACGACGACAUCGACAACGAAAUCGACAUCAAUCUGGCGAGGAAUCUCUUGGAGAGUCUGAAGGCGCAGGCUGGCAAGGCUGGACCUGGUGGGAAUCUCAUGGGCAUGAUGGGGUUGCGGAUGCCGAAGGAUGAGCCAGACGAGGACGAUGAGGAUGCUCAGGCAGGACCCAGCCGAACACAGGGUACGAUGAGCGGGACACCGAGGAUCGAAGAGUUGAAUUAG
Fonsecaea erecta is the source of this 1998-nucleotide messenger RNA. RefSeq lists its product as hypothetical. Gene Ontology annotation, cellular component: nucleus. Lineage: Eukaryota; Fungi; Ascomycota; Eurotiomycetes; Chaetothyriales; Herpotrichiellaceae. The record is from RefSeq and is a predicted model, not a curated record. The coding region runs from base 1 to 1998 and encodes 665 amino acids. The transcript is spliced from 2 exons.